UUAUGGGUGGAUUCUAUCGACCUCAAUGUCGAAAAAAGUACACGACCGGAAUCUGCUCAACCUACCAUCUGAUUCAUGCUGCAGUGCAAUUUGAUCAUAUCGCAUCCUUGGAAUGGUCAGGCUCGACUGUUCCCAGUCCAUGGCGAUGGCCGAUCUUCACUGCCUGUCCUCAGUGGCGCGCAUGCUCCACGUGGCAGGAGGCAGGACUUGCGAGGUAUUCCAUGUGGUCCCGGGAAAAGUUUACACGAUCGGAAGAUCCAAGACAAGCUGUGAUCUUGUCUUCGAAGACCGCCGUGUGAGUCGACGGCAUUGCCAGAUCAAGCUCAACGAGACUGGAUACAAAUUGUUGCUGCGUGAUGGCUAUGACUUAGACAACGAGCGCAGUACAACACCUUCUGCCCAUGUUCCAUGUGGGAAGUCCAUGCUCAAGGAACGUGGAAAGAUCCCGAGCGUACCUAUCUCUUCAUUAUCCUGCAAUGGUGUGUACAUAGAUGGGACGAAGGUGGUGUCCGGUGUGUGGGCUGAAGUGCAAGACGGAGCAGAGGUGUCCCUUGUGGCGUGCACUAGAGAUGGAAAACCCAUCGAUGGAGCCUUUGGAGAGCCGAUUGGGUUCCGUAUCGAUGUGCAGAAAGACAGACAUGACCCCCGUCGUGGUAGUGGUGGUGGUGGUGAUGAUGGUGGUGGGAGCGGCCCUGUUCCCCGUGCGCAUAGCAUUUAUACUAAUGACAGCAACAGAAAUGACAGCGAUAACAACCAUGGUCAAACUCAUGGAAAUGAACAGGAUGCUGACAAAGUCAGUGAGGGAAGGGAAAGUUGUAGAAGGAUCGAUUGUGAUGAUGGAGACGGAGGAGGCAAUGAGUACUGUGGAUUAGUGGAGGUACAAAAAGGUAGCAUGGUGGAGGAAGGGGCGGGAUGGUCAGGAGGUGUAAAGCAGGAAGGGGAAGGAGAAGCUUGCAGGACUCGAAGCAGAGGGAGGGAGAGUGCAGGAGGAGGAGGAGGUGGUCAAGGAGGAGGAACAGCUGGAGGAGUGGCCAGUUAUGGGAAGGAAGCAGAAGACUCAGGGCAUGAAGGAGUAGGUAAACUAGCAGGAGGACACAGCUCCACUGAAGCAGCAAGAGCCAAAGGUGAUGGAGGUGAAGAACGAAGAGGAGAUGCAAGAGUCAACGCCUGUAAUAAGUACAAAGAUUCAGAAGAUGGUGGAGAAAGGGGGGUGGGAGGAGACCAAGUUAAGAGAGAAGAAGACACAUGUGUUGAAGUAGCGCUUGCAGAAGAUGGUAGGGAAAACAGGGUAGGGAGGGAGGGAGGAGAAGGGAAAGGGGAAGGGGAAGAAGAAGAAGGGCCUGGGGAAGCAGGUACAUGUGGUACGCAAGCUCAUGGAGAAGGUGGAGUAGGCGAGGAAGGAGGAGCAAGGGGAAGAACAGGGGCAGUAUCUGAUAGGGAAGCGGAGGGAAGAGGUGGAAGGGAUGGAGAGCGAGGAACACUAGGUCGUGGAGUGAAAGGAGGAGGGGAGGGAAAAGAAACAGGUAGGGUAGGAGAAGUAGAAAGGGCAGGAAAAUGUAUCUAUCAUAAAGCAGCAGAAGUAUAUGGAAAUUCAAUGCUCAAGGGAGCUGGGGGCCGAUAUGCUGGAAGAAGCGCCAGUGUAGGGGCAGACUUAGGACAAGGACCAGGAGGAAACAAGUGCAGGAGAGGAGUGGAAAGAGUAGGAGGUGGUGGGUGCAAGGUCGAAGGAGGCAAAGGAGAAGAAGAGGAAACGUGUAGUGCAGGAGUAGGCGCUGAAGGUGGAGGGAAGAAGGGGCAAGGACGAAGUGGCGAUGGAGAUGGAAGCGUUGAUCAACGUGAAGGCUUACGCAAAGGGAGCAGUUGGGAGUGGGCAAUUCAAUCCUCUCUCCCAAAGAAGUUGGAGUUGAGGGUGUCCAGAAAGAGGAAACUUGAUGACCAGGUGGCCAUGGGACUUGGGGAACAGGAGAGAGCCCCUUGUUCCUGCAGCAAUGAUGUGCAAGGAGCACUUGCUGGAAACAACUGCCUUGCUGUCUUGACAGCUGGAGCUCAUUGGCGUGGAUCAUGUGCUGGUGCUGUCGAACAUACUAAUGCCGGUUUUUCUCAAGGGAAAUACAUUCACGUGAUUGAAGUUGGAAGCGGAGGUUAUGAUGCACACCAGCACGGCAGCGACGAUUCAACUUGGACAAAAUCGGAGGUGCAGCUGUGGCGUAAGAAGAUGCGACUGAUGGAUGCUGAGAGUUCUGAGGAGUGGAUCGGCAGCGAUGCCUGGAGGUGGUGCCAGCAAGAAGAAUUAUGGUACGUUGGGGAGGGGGCGAAUCGGGAGAAAGAAGUAGAAGAGAGAGAAGAGGAAAAGGAGGAAGCGGAAGUGGAAGAGAAAGGGAAAGACUCGCAGAGGGAUGGCGAUGAGGAAGAGCAUGCUGUCUGGGAGCUAAAGCUAUCAGCGUCUUCUGUGGAGGCUGAACCAGAAGGCCAGUUAGUCACAUGGCUGCCUACGGGUAGUGUAUGCGCGAGAGGAGAAGAAGCACCAUCUUCACCAAAGAAGAAGGUCGGCGAUGGUGGCGAGUCACACAGAAUUUGUGAUGACGAGAACAAUGGUGAUGACGAUGGCGUUGGUGGUCCCAAUGGUGGGAGUAGUUCCAUAGUUGCGAUGCCAGGGGGUGUAUACCCAAUAAUGGGUGGGCAUGCCGGCCCUCCUUCUCUUUCUCACUGUCCUUUGGAGUUGCAUUUGUCAGGGUCACUAGAGGAAUGCCUUGGAGACCACAACAACAUAGUUUUUUCCGGUGGUGGCAAAGGUUUUGGGAAGCCUUAUAACCUCGACAGAAGCAAAACCGUUGUUUUCACUCGUGAAUUGGUCUUUUGUCAUGAGCCUGGUAGAUCCAAUUUGGUCGAAGAAUGUGGAGAUGGUGGUGGAUUGGUUGGGGGUGGUGUUAAUGUCGGUUGUGAGGGGGAUGAAGCUUGCAUUUGUGUUGCCGCGAGGCCCGCGGCGGGUGACAAAAAAUCUGGAUAUGGUAAUGAGAGCAGGCAGGGGAAUUUUGUCCAUUGUCGCGAAGAUGUAUGUGCUGCAAACUGCCCAAUAAUGGAAAGUGUUGGCAAGAGCAGCAGUGCAUCAGAAGUCUUUGGCUUGACACGCAGCACUGGGCCAGAUGGAUGCGGUGGUCGGGAGAAGGAGAAUGAGGGGAACCCAGGAGACAGAGGUGAAGAGCCUGGUCUUCUGGUUAUUGAACAAGACGGAAAUGGGAAGGCGAGAUGUCAACAAAGAAGCCGGGAUGAUAGACAACGGAGUCAGCACAAUGCAACGUUUUGGGUUGGCCCACAGCCGCAUGCUGGAAGAAUAAUCAUGGGUGCAUCAAGGGCAGGGGAGGUGAGUCGUGAUGACGGUGUCUCAAGCAAAAGGGAGCAUGGAGUUCUAUCAUCGUCUUUCGCUGGCAAGGAGGGAGCUUACUCCGCUGUGCCCUCAGGUACUCGCAGCAGCAGUCCUGCUGUGGCUUGUGUAGCGGAACGAGAUAGGGGUGGCAGGGGUGAACGCACUCAAUUGAGUGGGGCCGGGUGUAAGAUACCAGAUGCAAAUCUAGGAGGAGAGAAGAGGACGGGGAUGGGAUCUUCUUCAAUUAUUAAUAAAGAUGCUGCUCUUGCUGGUAAGGAAGAAGAUGAGGAGGCCAGUGCGAGUGAUCCUCAGCAAAACUGUGCAGAAUCUGAUGAGGUGGCGAGGAGAGCUUGUGAGGGAGAGGAAGAAAGGGGAGGUGAAGGGGGAGGAGCCGAACACGAGUCAGAGGCGCAUUCCAUGGGAUCUUCAGAUGAAGGUGCUGCUCUUGCUGGCAAGGCAGAAGGUGAGGAGCCCAGUGCCAGUGAUCCUCGGCAAAAUUGUGCAGAUGAGCUAGAAAGGAGAGCUUGUGAGGGAGAAGAAGAAAGAGGACGUGAAGGAGGAGGAGCUAAACACCAGUCAGAGGCGCAUUCCAGCCAUGGCGAAAGUCUGCUCGACGAGUGGGGGCGCAAUGGCAGGUUAUGUCUGAACUUUCUGGACUGUCUCGAGCCUGGGUCGAAGGGAAACGAGGGCUGCGUGUCGCUAGAUGACUUGCUCUCGCCGGUUUCCGACCUCAAGGCGAUUUUCGCAGCCACCUUUACGCUUGAUUUCUGGUGGUUCCUCACUGCGCACGGAAUUCCACCCUCCGUCCCUGUCACAAUAGCUUGUCAUCACAGGGAACACGGCUGGAGUCACGCUGUGGAGGACCGAUGGGAGCGCCCGGAGCCAUCGAUUUGGCCCAAUCUUGUGCUUGUGUACCCAGUUUUCCCGGAUGUGAACAGGUGGAAGUCAUCCAAAGAUGGAAGUGGGAUGGGUUGUCAUCAUCCGAAGUUAUUUAUUAUCGAGCGCAGAAAUCAUGUGCGAGUGAUUGUGACCUCUGCCAACUUGAACAGUCGCCAGUGGCAACAGGUGACCAACACAGUGUGGUGGCAGGAUUUUCGACGCCGACCUGAGCCAGAUCUGCUCUCAAUUUUCCCCAGUUCUUUCACUGCUUUUGGGCGGUCUGGUUCAACGUGCAGUAUGGUGAACGACUUCAGUGCAGAACUAGCCGCGUUCGUUUCCUCUCUCGUGGCCGAUGUGCCAUCAGAAUCGCAUUGGGUUCUCGAUUUGAUACAUUAUGACUUCUCGGCAGCUGGAGGUUGGCUGCUCGCUUCGGCUCCGGGCUUGCAUUCACCGCAUUGCCCUCCUUUUCCGUUGGUGAAAGCACCCCCCGCCGCGAAGCAAGUAAAAGAUUGUCAGGGAACUGAUCAAGGGAUGAUGUUGACAGUCCGAGGCAAAUAUGUUUGUCGUGCUCUUCACAAAGGUGAAGCCGUAGCCGCAGCAUCGGUCAGGACCGCAAAGUGUGGAGCCAUCGCAGCAGAGGACACGGUGCCAGAUAACGUGGAUGGAUGCAGUGUUGAAGCAGAAGGAAGAGGGGGGAUGCAGAUGCAGGGUUCACCUCUGGCAGAAUGCAGUGCCGCUGUGAACUCGGGGUGUGGAGUCGUGCAGGCACAGGCACAGGCACAGGCACAGGCACAAAAUUUGUCUCAUUUAUCGUUCUCAUCGCCUCUUUGGAUGGACACACUGGAAGAGAAUCGUGACAUUGUCAAUCUGGGAUGCAUAGAGGCUUGUUUAGUUGGGUUGCAUCAUAGAUUUUCAGAUGCUGCAGAUCCAACUGGUUUGCGUCUCCGCUCUCUCAUGGAGUGUUCCGGGGGAUCUGUCUUUUCUAGAAAUUGUGGAAAACACCCACGAAGUUCACAAACAGAAUUGGCGGGCGCUUCCUAUGCUGGGCAUGGGCUGGUGAACGUAAGGCUGUGUCGAAUGAGAGGGGUUGCUGCAGAUGAGAAUGCGGUUGGGGUUGUCAUUCCAGCUAAGCCAAACGUUAGGACGCAAGGUACAAAGCGUCCUGAGUUUAUGACUGGUGAAAGCCGUCUACGUUUUUUGUUGGCGAGCAAGAACGAUCCCGGCUUUGGGAGGAGAGAACAAGAGCAAGACGAGGGCGUGUCGACCGGAGAACAGGGAGGGAUCAUGUUGGGAUUCCUACCGAGAGCUACAGCACAAUGGGUAGCACCUCUGUGGGACGCUGGAGUCUGCCGAUUCUCAGCUUCCCUUCCUUCAAAGGAUUUGCUAGAAGCAGCAGCUGCGCACGGCGAAGGACUUGUCCGGUUAUGGCUGUAUCCUUUCAGGGGGCCGGCCUUCUGUAAGCUGGGAAAGAAGGCAAAUGAUGGAGAUGCAGAUGCCCUGGUGCCUGCUUUGGUGAAGCUUCUUGUGGCGAUCAAACGCCCUCUUGGCCUGUGGCGACUGCAGCAUAUUCUGGCACAGCACAGGUGGCCAGACGAGGCAGAGACAGACUUUGAUUUUGGUUCGUCAUCGGUCGGAACAUCCCUCGAUGCAGCCUUCCUUGGGGCAUUUUCUGCUGCUGCGGGAAGGCGGUCGUUAUAUGUCAGCAGCGACGAGGAAUCUGAUCCUGAGUGGGGAUGCUGGACAGCAAAACACGAAGCCAAAAAUCCGUCAGUAAAAAUUGUGUUCCCAACAAUUGAGAGGGUGAUUGCGGGGAAGAUGGGAGCAUCGCCGUCGUCUGGAUUGCUGUGCUUUGCGGAGAGCACAUGGUCCCGAUUGAAGUCCUCGGGCAUUUUCCAUGAUGCUGUGCCCCAUCCUGCCGAGCGAGCUGGGAUCCCAAUGCAUAUCAAAGUGGGGAGAAGACGUUUUCAGACAAGCCCCUGCUCACAAGCUUUCGGUUGGAUGUACUGCGGCUCACAUAACUUCAGCCCGGCAGCAUGGGGCCGACCAGUGGGAACUGGUCCACUGUCAUCGCCAGGCGGUUGGUAUGGGCCCCUUAGUGCAGCCGGCAGUAUAAUGGGCCCUGUUGGCCUUCAUAUUCACAACUACGAGUUCGGUAUCAUCUUCAUCGAACCACCACCGACACAUUCUGUGAAAUGGCUCGGAUUAAAGGGAGGCUCGGUAAGCCACCGAACGCGCUGUCAAAGAGCAGGUUGGCGAAUGGUGGGUGGUCGCAAAUAUAGGAUUCAACCAAACAGAAUGGAGCUGAAGAUCAGAAAAUGUCCAGAGUAUGCUGCUGCUGCUGCUGCUGCUGAUGAUGAUGAUGAUGAUGAUGACGAUGUUUUGCACAACGAUGGCAGUCGUGAGGACAACAGAAACUCUACCAUGCUCGCGGGUUGCAAAGACACAGGACUGGACCGGUUCGUGGUCCCGUUCAGAAUCCCACCGCCACCAUAUACGAGUGAGGAUGAGCCUGCAACACAGAAGAAGCUGCGGAUGGCCGUAAUUGCUGAGAGAGAAGAGGCUAUGCUGCGCAUGGUCACCACCUGCGCGAACCCGUCAGAUGCAGCAAAGCCAGGUGUAGCCUUUGCUGGGGACCUCAUCAGCUCGGACGACGAGAGCCCAUCCGAGAUGUGCGAAGAACCGGAUGAAGAAGAGCUCCUGGCAGAGGGGGGUGGAAGGGCAGUGCACUCUGAGGAGGAUGUUCGAGUGGAGAUGAUGGCAUUAACGCAGAAGGAAGAUGACGAGUAUGCUGCCACCCUAUGGACACAGUUGGCGGAUGAAGGGUAGAAAGAAGCAUUUCCGAUUCUCUUGGCCUCUGUUCAUUAUUUUAUUUACUUCUCAAAAUAAACUGUCGAUUUUAAA
Molecule: messenger RNA, 7144 nt
Organism: Chara braunii
Lineage: Eukaryota; Viridiplantae; Streptophyta; Charophyceae; Charales; Characeae
Source: the annotation of a GenBank genome assembly